UUUGCUUUCCAAGAAUGCUAGCAGGCUAUCUAGCGUUUUGUAGCUAACGUUAGCUCGUUAGCUAAUCAGUAAUUUACCUAGCAACUAACGUUAGUUAGUAUAGACCGAUUAGGUUGUGCUGCUUGCUAUCAUAAAGGCGAAACUUGUAAAUUAACCAAGUUGUAUGUAGAUUGUUUAUUGUCAAACAAAUUUUCCAUCUCAAUCAUACACUGCCACGGUUAGCUAGCUAAACCACUAGCUAGCCACUGUACCCAAAUGUGAUAGCUUGUUAGCUAACGAUGCUAUCUGACUAGCCAACGUUACGUUAGCUGCUACAGGGUAUAGCUUGCUACACAUCUGUAAGUGAUCAUUUUUAGAGGGAGGAGGGGGAGAAUUCAGUAACUUGUGUUCUGCAAACAUUUCGCAGUUUCAUUCAGCCCGGCUCUUCACUUUGUGCGAGCUAGCUGCUGAAACUAACCCUGGCAGUUUUGAGCAAGUUUGUUGGCCACCAAACACCGUGACAGUCAGAGAAAGCGUGGAACAAGAAAUCCAGCUGUAAAACGUGUUGUUAUUAAUUGCAAGGAGGGAGACAUUACGUAACAUAUUCUGUCUAUAAAUCUUCCUGAAAUCCAAAUACUGUUUAUGACUCCCAUUGUGAGUGUUGGUCCCGUCCAUAUUCUCAAGACUAUUCGUCAUUUUACAUUUUUCUUCCAUAUGAACGGUGACAUGGCACCGCACCGACAGUCAUAUUAAUGGCUGCCGAAUCGGGGAGACUACUGGCUGGACAAGGUCAAGGAAAGCGAGGCAAAGGUUCACAGAUGAAAAGCCCAGAGAAAAAGAAGAGGAAAUCCAAUGCUCAGGGAGCUGGCGCGUUCUCCCACCUCUCUGAGUUUGCACCCCCUCCCACCCCCAUGGUGGACCACCUGGUGGCCUCCAAUCCUUUUGAUGAUGACUUUGGCCCCCCUUCACUGCCAACCCGACCUGGUGGGGCUGGAGGUCCAGGAGGGGGUCCGUUCCUCCCUAGCCCUGGGGCAGGAGGUGGAGGGCCUUAUGGGGGAGGGGGCAGAAUGGGCCCCGGCAUGGGCUUCAUGGGGGGUCCUGGAGGACCUGGCGGUGGCCCCGGAGGACCAGGGCGGAGACCACCCUUCGGUCCGGGACCACCCAAUGCGGGACCCCACCACCAGCUGGGCUUUGGGGGGAUGCCUGGCUUCGGAGGCGGGGGUAGUGGAGGUGGUGGUUUUCCGGGCCCAGGGGGUCCUUCACAAUUUAAUAUGCCGCCCAAUUUCAGUCCACCCAUGCACCCAGGACCAGGCUUCAACCCAAUGCUGUCUCCUGGUGGCAUGGGGGGCCCCGGAGGAGGGGGGCCACCGCACCCUCGUUUCGGAAUGCCCCCGCAGCAACAGCACGGACAAGUUGGGCACCCCUUCAACAGCCCCCCGUUGCCCGGUGGUGGAGGCCCCAGAGGACCCCCCCAUGGCCCUAUGAACCCCAUGGGGGGGAUGCCUGGUGGGAUGAACAUGAUGGGGGGCAUGGGAGGUGGUCCCGGAGGAAACAUGGGAGGGAUGCCAGCUCUACCCCCUCAAGGACAGUUUCCUCCGUCACAAGAUGGGCCUUACCCGGGCCCCAGUCCCCCAGGUCCUGGAAAUGAUGAGGGGAAAAACUUUGGUGGCGGAGGGCCCCAAUCCGGUCCCCCUCAGCAGCAGCAGGCUAACUUAAACCCCUCUGGUCCCCCUCCAAACAACACCCCCCCUGGGCCUCCCAGCUCUGGUCCCCCCCAGCCAGGGGGAGGCUUCUCUGGCCACCCUGACCAGCAGCCCAACCCCAAUACACCGGGCCAGCCCCCCUCGGCGCCACCCCAGCCUAACCCCAAUUCCUCCCCCACCGGCCCCCUGAACGGAUCCCAGCCUCAGCCGGGGCCGCCCAAUCAGCUGCAGGGCUCCAACUCCACCAACGCACCCUCCUCCAACAACCCAUCCCAGCAGCAGUCAACUCCGCCCAACUCCGCCCCUGGCUCUGCCCCUUACAAUCAGCAGAACAACGCACCCGGCGGAGGGCCCAUGGCCAACGCUCCCCCCAAUUCUACCCAGAACAACAUGACCAACAACAGUGGGGGCAACACCCCCGGCAGCAACCCCAACCCCCCUUCCAACUCCACGUCCACCCCCAACACCCAGUCUCCUCUGCCCCCCGGCCCCGCCAACCCCUCCACUGGCUCAGGCUCCGGUCCAGGUAAGCUGGUAGGCCCCGGUAUGUCGUUCCCCUGCGGCUUUUGCGUGUCGGAAGUGCAUGACGACCAGGACGCCAUCUUGUGCGAAGCAUCGUGCCAGCGCUGGUUCCAUCGCGACUGCACGGGCCUGACCGAACCGGCCUACGGGCUGCUGACCCGGGAGAGCUCUGCCGUCUGGGCCUGCGACUUCUGCCUCAAGACCAAGGAGAUACAGGCUGUGUACGUCCGUCAGGGCCUGGGCCAGCUGGUGGCAGCCAACGAAGGUUGAGGAGGGGGGGGGUGGCACUGAGUUAGAGGUACAGGUGAAGAGACACAGACUGCUCCAAUCUCUGUCUGAAUGGCUUUGGUUUGCCAUGUCUAACUACUUAGCCAAUCUUAAUCUGACAAGCCCUUUACAGUGGACAAAUCUCUCUUACAUAGAUAAACACACUCACUUACAUGAAGCACUUUGAGUGAAUCUUUUGGACGAAACUAGCAAUUUUUUAUUUUUUUUGACGUGACAGAUGCCCAUUUAAAUUUCCCCCACCAGUCAUCUGACCUGCCGACAAGUGAAGCACUGACACCAACACACUACCUCACACUUUGUGACUGCCCAGCACGGACCCCUCGCACUGACAAACCAACUGACUACCACCAGGGUUGUGGCAAUUUAAUUUAAAUUAUUGGAAAUUCAGGAAGUUAUCUUAAAUUCCAGUUCUCUUUAACAGUUUUCAAUAAGGUCAAUUUGGAAUUUGGUUAGCCUUCUGAAUUGAAAAAGAACUGACCUACAUCCUGACACUGGCACCCAUAAUUUUAAACCAGAGCAGAUUAAUCCAAAGGAGAUCCAGGCCGCCUGACCUCGACAGACAAAACUGUCCUCCCUUUCACACCUCCAUGGAGAAUAUACGCCACAGACAUUUUUUGUAGAUACACAGUCUGAAAAUGUGCCGGUUACACACAUCUUGCAGGAGAAUCAACCAAUGAACGAAAAAAGUUAACUAUAUUAUGUCAAAGUUCUGUCAAUUGACUUGUUUUAUACAUUGAAUCCACCAUUUUUUUUAAAUAUCUACUCAUCACUGGAUGUGGAAGAUGUGAUAUCAGUGCUGUUGGAUGGUGUUGGCAUAGCUACAAGUAGUGACAUCAUGGUCCUAUCAAAUGUGUGUACUAGUCUUUGGGGUUGCAUGUGAACCAAUGCAGUAACUUUGUCCAAUUUGUUUUUCUUUGUAAUUUUUCUGUUGGAGGCCUCGAAGUAGACCAAACAACGGAGCGAAAAAAUAUCAAUUUUCAUAUUACUGUCACGGCAGAAGGUGUUUGUAAUUUUUCUUCUCUUUUUCUCAAGGGGCGGGUGGGGUUACAUUUCUGUCCAAGUUGCCUUUUUCUCUCAGCCGUCCCUUUUUUUGUACUGAUAGCUGUGGUGUGUAAUAAUGUGCUCUACUCUGGCACCCUCUGGUGGGAAUCAGUGGGUUUGGCCAGCAGCCCACACAGGGUGGGAAAGGGCAAAGGUACUGAACUCUGAAGUAAACAGAAUUGUUUUUGUACUCAUCCUAGUGAAUCCUUUUAUUUGUUGCUUUUGUUGUAUUAAACAUGGGAUAAGCACAAUCCACUAAAAGCUUUAUCCAUUGAACUUAGUAUAGUUAACUCAUUAUCUGUCAGUACCGGGUCUAGUCAAUUUACUUUUCUAUUCAGUAAGUAAACUGACAUUUUCCAAUGCAUUUUCCUCAGAUGUUUUGUAUUAGGAUAAAAAUUUUAUUGGAAUUUCAGAUUUGUUCCUGGAGAGAAGCGGCACUAGGAAAUAGUGUGUUCGAAAAGUAUUCAGAUUCCUUGAACUUUUCAACCUUGACUGAAUUCACAAGAGAUUUUUUUUAAAUGCUAUUAGUCUACACACAACCGAUGACACGGAGCAAAUGCAUUUUUAGGAAUUUGUGCCAAUUUAUUGCAAAUAAAACAUCUUUGACAUUG
Molecule: messenger RNA, 4144 nt
Organism: Esox lucius (northern pike)
Lineage: Eukaryota; Metazoa; Chordata; Actinopteri; Esociformes; Esocidae
Gene: pygo2
Product: pygopus homolog 2 (Drosophila)
Exons: 3
Coding region: 732-2474 (580 amino acids)
Source: RefSeq, a predicted model, not a curated record